Molecule: messenger RNA, 1150 nt
Organism: Dermochelys coriacea (leatherback sea turtle)
Lineage: Eukaryota; Metazoa; Chordata; Testudines; Dermochelyidae
Gene: CHLSN
Product: chromosome 10 C7orf50 homolog
Exons: 5
Coding region: 386-934 (182 amino acids)
Source: RefSeq, a predicted model, not a curated record
UAGUCCCGAAGCUCUGCCGGAGGCGCUCUCUGCCUUGCAUCUGCGGGGCGGGCGGCGGCGGCAGUGAUGCCCAGCUCCGGGCUGAGCAGGCGGGGAGCUCUGCUCCGGUAGCCUCCAGAUUCCAGGGCCUUGCGUGAUAGUUUGGAAGAGUGAAUUAUUCCGUCUCCUCGUGGUUGCGUAAGCUGAUUACACAUCAGGCCCUGGUUAGGGUGCUCAGCGGACUGGGAGAUGGGCGGUGCUGGUAUAUUGGCGUUCAGUCCAAAACGCCUGACGUAUUGUAAUUGACGAACACUCAGUACCGGGGUGUUGUGUUAUAGUGACAACAGCUCUUACUACCUGUGUACUGAAAGGAACCCAAAUAGAAAAGAAUAAGAAAAACACAGAAAUGAGGGAAGAAAAAAGGAGGAAAAAAUCAAAACGGCGUGUGGCAGAAAAUGAGCAACCAGUCCAUGAAACUGAACCAAAGAAAAAGAAACAAAACCUAGAGAGAACAAAAAAGGUGGAGGAGGAGGAACUUACGGCAGAGGAAAGGAGGACAUUGGAAAGAAAACUAAAGAAAGAACGUAAGAAGGAAGAAAAAAAAAUGAUGCGGGAAGCUGGAAUUGCUGUUAAGAAAAAAGAGCCCAAAAAACCAUCAGGAGCUGAGUUGGCACUGGAGUAUUUAACUAGCUGGUCCAAAAAACCAAAAGAAUGGAAGUUUCAAAAGACCAGGCAGACUUGGCUUCUUUUGCACAUGUAUGAUAAAGAGAAGGUUCCAGAUGAAUAUUUCUCUAUUUUAUUGGACUAUCUGGAGGGGCUUAAAGGCAGUGCACGAGAUGUAACCAUGCAGAAAGCUGAAGCUCUUAUGAAAGAGUAUGACAAUUCGGAUACAGAAGAUCCAGGUCUGUUGGAGAAGUGUGAGCGCAUACGAAAAGUUUUACAGCUAUUAUCAUGAAAGUGUGUAAACCUUGUCAUUAGAUUUCUAGAUUCAUCUGUUUCUAUCAUUGUAUGGAGAGCAGAUGAAAUGCAACAAAUAACUUCUAAAAAAUAUGUAAAUACAUGUUUUUUCAUUAAGAAUUGUAAUUAUGAUAAGAUUUCAUCUUUCCAUUGCUCAUUGUACAAUAUUUUUAAAUCAGUCAUUAAACAGUUUAUAAGGAGACUGUAAUCAAAA